This is a messenger RNA of Zalophus californianus (California sea lion), 3004 nucleotides long. It is a transcript of the gene LYN, whose product is annotated as LYN proto-oncogene, Src family tyrosine kinase. The transcript has 13 exons. Gene Ontology annotation, molecular function: signaling receptor binding; ATP binding; non-membrane spanning protein tyrosine kinase activity. Gene Ontology annotation, biological process: protein phosphorylation; cell differentiation; cell surface receptor protein tyrosine kinase signaling pathway. Bases 222 to 1760 code for a protein of 512 amino acids. Lineage: Eukaryota; Metazoa; Chordata; Mammalia; Carnivora; Otariidae. Gene Ontology annotation, cellular component: extrinsic component of cytoplasmic side of plasma membrane. The record is from RefSeq and is a predicted model, not a curated record.
CGCCGCUCGCUCCCCUGCCGUGGCGCCUCCGGGCCCGACGCGCUGCAGCCUCCAGCCCGCGGCAGGAGGGGCGGCUGCGCCACCCCGGGCCCCGAGCCCGCAGCCUGCCCUGCGCGGGCCCCUCCGGGCCGCCCCGUCGCGCCCCCCGCUCUGAACUCGAGUCACCGUGGAGCGCCGCCGCAGCCGCCGCCGCCCCGCAACUUUCACCGGGAGCUGGAAAUAUGGGAUGUAUAAAAUCAAAAAGGAAAGACAAUCUGAAUGACGAUGGAAUAGAUUUGAAGACUCAACCAGUACGUAAUACUGACCGAACUAUUUAUGUGAGAGAUCCAACGUCCAAUAAACAGCAAAGGCCAGUUCCAGAAUCUCAGCUUUUACCAGGACAGAGGUUUCAAACUAAAGAUCCGGAGGAGCAAGGAGACAUCGUGGUAGCCUUGUACCCCUAUGAUGGCAUCCACCCGGACGACUUGUCUUUCAAGAAAGGAGAGAAGAUGAAAGUCCUGGAGGAGCAUGGAGAAUGGUGGAAAGCUAAAUCCCUUUCAACAAAGAGAGAAGGGUUCAUCCCCAGCAACUACGUCGCCAAAGUCAACACCUUGGAAACGGAAGAGUGGUUUUUCAAGGAUAUAACCAGAAAAGAUGCAGAAAGACAGCUGCUGGCGCCAGGGAACAGUGCUGGAGCUUUUCUUAUCAGAGAAAGUGAAACCUUGAAAGGAAGCUAUUCUCUUUCUGUCAGAGAUUAUGACCCUGUGCACGGUGAUGUUAUUAAGCACUACAAAAUUAGAAGUCUGGACAAUGGGGGUUAUUACAUCUCUCCACGAAUCACUUUUCCUUGUAUCAGUGACAUGAUUAAACAUUACCAAAAGCAGUCAGAUGGCUUGUGCAGAAGGUUGGAGAAGGCUUGUAUUAGCCCCAAACCACAAAAGCCGUGGGACAAAGAUGCCUGGGAGAUCCCACGGGAUUCCAUCAAGUUGGUGAAAAGACUUGGUGCCGGGCAGUUCGGGGAAGUCUGGAUGGGUUACUAUAACAAUAGUACCAAAGUGGCUGUGAAAACCCUAAAACCAGGCACUAUGUCUGUGCAAGCUUUCCUGGAGGAAGCCAACCUCAUGAAGACCCUUCAACACGACAAGCUGGUGAGGCUCUAUGCCGUGGUCACCAGAGAGGAGCCUAUCUACAUCAUCACUGAGUACAUGGCCAAGGGCAGUUUGCUGGAUUUCCUGAAGAGCGAUGAAGGGGGAAAAGUGCUGCUUCCAAAGCUAAUUGAUUUUUCUGCCCAGAUUGCAGAAGGAAUGGCAUACAUCGAGAGGAAGAACUACAUUCACCGAGACCUACGAGCAGCAAACGUUCUGGUCUCUGAGUCACUCAUGUGCAAAAUUGCAGAUUUUGGCCUUGCUCGAGUAAUCGAAGAUAAUGAGUACACAGCAAGGGAAGGUGCCAAAUUCCCCAUUAAGUGGACAGCUCCAGAAGCAAUCAACUUCGGAUGUUUCACGAUUAAGUCUGAUGUGUGGUCCUUUGGAAUUCUCCUGUAUGAAAUCGUCACCUAUGGGAAAAUUCCCUACCCAGGGAGAACUAAUGCCGACGUGAUGACCGCCCUGUCCCAGGGCUACCGGAUGCCCCGCAUGGAGAACUGCCCAGACGAGCUCUAUGACAUCAUGAAAAUGUGCUGGAAGGAAAAGGCCGAAGAGAGGCCAACGUUUGAUUACUUGCAGAGCGUCCUGGAUGAUUUCUACACGGCCACAGAAGGGCAGUAUCAGCAGCAGCCUUAACGCGCAGGAAGGCUCGUGGCCAUUGGCUGGGACGGCUGCCUCCUGCCAAAGGAAAACAGGACAAUCACCGGUUGCGCUAGGAUCUCGUGCACUAGGUCAUCACUGCCCCUGCUUCCUGAAAGUGAGGCCAGGCUACUCAGGAAGAACACUCUCGACGUGGAAAAAAAGCAUUCUCGUUCUCGUUGGCUGAUGCCUGCUGGUGGCCGCUUGGGCUGCUCCCAGCUGGGACCCUUGCUUUGCUAGACCAGCAUCUGCAGCCAGCCUUCUGGGAAGAAAACACCUGUUCUGUCCAAGAUGCACCCACUCUGGCCUCUUGUUUACAGCUUAAUGUGUGUGACUCCAGGAUUCAGAGGCCAUUGCAGUGAAUCUCAAAUAGUAACAGACUGAAACUCAUUUAUAAAAGUAAAGUAACCGGAUGCAUAUCGUGACCCUUCUUUGCAUUUUCUCUGUGCUUUGGCUUAUCUGUUAAAAAACUUACUAAUCCAAUCUGUUACAGUUUGCAGGUGAAGUCCGAAGUUAAAAUGGUCUCUCCCAGAUUUCAGUGAGGUCCCCUCCCCCUCAAAUCUGAGACUGGUAAACAUUUUCCUUCCGUGGAAGACUGCUCAGAAACCCCUAGACAUGAAGCAGAGCAACCGCAAUCUUCUGGUCUGGCCCUGUAGAAAUGUCUCUGGUGAGCAUCAGAGCUGCUGUGUGGCCCAGCGGGGACCCUGCUGACGGCCAGGCCUGGCCCAGACCUCUCAGGACAGGGACAAGGGCCGCAGGAACUGCUCUACCCUAAGAAGGAAUAUUUCUAACAGUCCAGCUUUUCAAUUCCACAAUUUCCUAUAUAGAGACUUUUUUUUUGACAAUGUACUUUGGGAGAGAAAUAAGAUUCUAAUCUCUGAAUUUUCUUUAUUGCUUCCAAUGAUUUGAACGUUAUUUUAAUGAUGAAAUGUUAAUUUUAGUUGUACUUGAAAAGAGUAAAGACGCCAUCUUUGGGUCUAUUUUUGUGAUUCAGCAAUCUUUUCUAAAUUGUGUAAGGCGUGUGUGAGACUAUUUAUACAAGGAUAUGAAAGCAGAAUAAGUGACUGAGGAGGCUCAAAAGAGCCCCCAUAGCACGGGAUACGAGAGGUUUUGUUUACUAAAUUUUUCUACUGUAAGCUUUGAAUAGAAAAUGCUGUAUCACCUCAUGUUUCACUUAUGCUCUUGUGUAUAUACCUAAUAUUUCUAUUUUUGAUUUUAUUUUAAUACACUUGGCCCAAUAA